AUGGACGCGUGGAAGUCGGUGAAGCCGUACGUCAACGGCGGGCUCGCCGGCAUGGGCGCUACAUGCUGCAUCCAGCCCAUUGACAUGGUCAAGGUGCGGCUCCAGCUGGGCGCGACGGGGGGUCCGUUCAAGGUCGCCAGCGACAUCAUCAAGCAGGACGGCUUCGGAUCGCUGUACAAGGGCCUGAACGCGGGCCUGGUGCGCCAAAUGACCUACACCACCGCCCGGCUGGGCCUGUUCAACAAGUUCAACGACGGGCUGAAGGAGAUGAACAAGGACACCGGGAAGGUCCCUCUCUGGCAGAACGCCGUCGCGGGGCUCGCCGCUGGCGGCCUGGGCGCGGUGGUGGGCACCCCCGCGGACCUCACGCUCAUCCGCAUGCAGUCGGACGCGACCCUGCCGGCCGCGGAGCGCCGGAAUUACACUGGUGUCAUGAACGCCUUCGUGCGGAUCACCAAGGAGGAGGGGUUCAUGGGCCUGUUCGCUGGAUGCGGCCCCACAGUGGUGCGCGCCAUGGCCCUCAACAUGGGCAUGCUCGCGUCGAACGAGGCGGCGAAGGACCUGCUCGCGUCGACCGCAGGGAUGGACAAGGGCACGCCGAGCAACACGUUCACCGCGGCCUUCAUCUCGGGCUUCUUCGCGUCGUUCUUCUCGCUUCCGUUCGACUUCGUCAAGACGCGCGUCCAGAAGAUGAAGAAGGGCCCUGAUGGCAAGUACCCUUACAAGGGGCCGAUGGACUGCGCGAUGCAGACGCUCAAGAACGAGGGCCCGCUCACGUUCUACACGGGCUUCCCCACGUUCUACGUCCGCAUCGCCCCGCACGUCACGCUUACGCUCGUCUUCAUGGAAGCCAUCAAAAAGUUCCAGGCCGAGUACGGCCUCUGA
Messenger RNA from Pedinophyceae sp. YPF-701, 885 nucleotides. NCBI's taxonomy places the organism in Eukaryota, Viridiplantae, Chlorophyta, Pedinophyceae. The record is from the annotation of a GenBank genome assembly.